AUGUCAAAGGACACACUUAAGUGGCUUCCUGAAUCUCCCAGGUGCUGUGCUAAGCCUAACUGGAACUUGCAGGAUUCCCACUGGAGCUCAUUAAAGAAGAAAGGAAAUAUUCACCAAUAUUUUCUGUACAAACUCAAACUAGCCAAAGAAAACUGGAAGGAAGGAAGAGUCAGUCCAGAGCAAGAAGCAGAAGAGUUACAGGAUUUAUAUGAAGAUGAAGCUGCAUCCAAGAUUUCUGGCAAUUUCUUUGAUUCAGGAGAGAUCAACAGGGACCUGAGAACCACCUUGAUAGGUUUUCAUGAAAGGCACAAAACAGCAGUAACCAGAGGGCUGCCUGCUGAGGUUAAAGAAAAGGGACAGAUUUCUCUCAUCCCUCCAACUGACCAUUUUUACAUCAGGAACAACAAGUUCUCUGAAGAAACUCAACACCACAUUCCAGGAGCUAAAGAGCUGACACAGCAACCAUUGAAGGGAACUGCUGCUGCCCAAAUGUCCAGAGAAAAUUCAACAGAAAUGACUGGAAUACCAGCAAGAAACAAAGAGCCAGAGGGAAUCAUUGUCUCAGCAUGGAACACCCUAGAUUCCAAUGAUGGCUUUGUCUCUAGUCCAUUCCGAUCCAUGAAUCAUGCCAUGACAAUACCUCGAAUCAUCCUAACUCGCCCUUCAACUUCAGAUGAGGACACUGACCUAUUUUCUCAAGAUCUAGAUGAAUUCAAGAUGGAAGAUAUCACUGUUGAUGGAGGCUCCCUCCAUUCAGAUCACCUGAAUGAUGCUUCUUUCCCUUCCUAAUAAAAUCAUUCCACUAAAGAGUUUGUUUUUCAUUAUUAAACUUCAGCUAACACUGAACCACAAUGCCUUAUUCAUAGCGUAGCAGUUUUGCAUGAGUAUUGACUUUUAAUUGAAACAAACAAAACUCAUUGCUGUUUAAUCCAACUUGCCUUUGCAAUAAGAAAGAUUAUUCCUUUGGGAUUCUGUGCUCUUGCAAAUGUAAUGAUUUGAAUAAAGUGACAUCCAUGGUUGUCUUAAUAGAUUUCAUGUAUCCACAUUUAAGUGCAUUCUACAAGCACUUUAUUGUUAUUGACAGAGAGAGAGAUCACAAGGGUAAUUUUAAUCUUUACAUUUCACUGGGGGAAAUGGUAAAAGUAAUUGUAUAGAUUUUUACCUUAGUCUCUUAUAUUCCCCUGAUAUGGCCUAUUCUUUGCUUCAUUUACAAAAUCCCUGGCUCCCAAAGGUUGUUCAUAUUAUUGUUUUCUAUUUGAAUAAAAUGUCACUUUCAGUCUA
Molecule: messenger RNA, 1281 nt
Organism: Antechinus flavipes (yellow-footed antechinus)
Lineage: Eukaryota; Metazoa; Chordata; Mammalia; Dasyuromorphia; Dasyuridae
Exons: 6
Coding region: 1-789 (262 amino acids)
Source: RefSeq, a predicted model, not a curated record